This is a messenger RNA of Cyanistes caeruleus (blue tit), 795 nucleotides long. NCBI's taxonomy places the organism in Eukaryota, Metazoa, Chordata, Aves, Passeriformes, Paridae. The record is from RefSeq and is a predicted model, not a curated record.
CUUACCCUCUUCAACACAGGUCUCGUCCCUGUAGACUUCAGGAUCAAGAUUGCUGAUAAACCCCAGUGCUUUGUUCUUGAAACCCAAGAAGGAGUGAUCCCCGCUAGGGGUGAGGUUCCUGUGACUGUCACAGCCAUCCUGGAUGACACUGGGCAUUUUGCUGACUCCAUCCAGCUCUUCAUCGAGAACAGCUUUUGCUUCAGCUUCUUACUGAGGGCUAUGGGCACUGGCACCACAAUUGUCACAGACAAACCACUGGCCCCAGAGCUCAACUUGGGAUACCAAUUCAGCCACCUUCCCAGUACUCACCAGUUCCAAGUAACAAACAGGGGCCACCAUUUCCAUCGGCUCUUCUGGAGCGUGGAAUGCUACAGGCCAGCCAAGAGGAAGGGCCAGAGCGUCUCAGCCCUCAGCAGCCCCAAGGCCGAAGAUGAUUUCGAGAGCCGCAGUCGUACGAGCGCCGUGUUCGGGCUGGAGCCAGGCUCCUGGCACCUGCAGCCAGGCCAGUCUGUGGCCAUGGUGCUGCGAGGCUUCUCCCACAUGCCACAGGAGGUGAGGGAUUACAUGAGGUGUGAAGCUGUCGUUGGCACAAGCGUGGUGACAAAGAAGAUCAUAGAAACCAUCAUUAGCUGCAAGUUCAUAGAUCCCUCUAUAGAAGUAUCAGCCAGAAAACUCUCUUUCCGGGUGGAGAAGGUAAGUCUCUGGAUUGCAUCCUGGCAUUUAGCAGCAUGGCUGAGGGGGGUGUGUCCUUGUGUUAAAGCCCCUCUUUGCUCUGCCUGAGGCACUUGGUCAAGU